AUGGCCGAUGCAGGGGUUUGGGAAGAUUGGAUGGCGAUGAGUGACACGAUCUCAACGGGUGAUGAUCAAGAUCGGGCGGGAACAUCGAGCAGCGCCAGCGAGGAUGAUGGAGAGGAUGAGGGGGACGAGGAUCGCAUGAGGUGCUUGUACCGACUUGGCGAACCAGAGCAAUGCAAUCAGCGUCGCCUUUUUGGGCACAGCUACUGCAGCUCGCACAUUAUCCAGGAUAGACGGGCCCUUUAUGGAAAAUGCCUAUACCAAAGGCGAUCGACUCGCCAAUGUCAGCGCGCGGUUAGGCAGGGGAAGGAGUAUUGCGCGUCGCAUCAGAAUGCGUUCAAGAACGGACGAAUACAGCCGGAGGUUUCUACUGCGAGCGAUGCGGAUGAUGAGCUAGAAUUUAGUGAGUUGGAAAUUGAUGGCGAGGAGCAGCCGCGAGUGCGACGGCGGGUUCUACCGGCGCCGAUUCCUUCAUUGGAAGAGUACCGCCGUGAGGAUGCCAGAAUUCUCGAUUCUUUGAAUUGGGGCCCGGUUGCCUACUAUGCAAAUGGAAUCGGAUAUGACGCGAAUGAUCGGAUCGCGUGGUCGACGGUUAAGUAUCCGUACCGCUUCAAGCCGUAUCGUGACGGUAACGUCUCCGCGGAAGACGAUGAGGUGUCGGAUUUGAUGGAAGUUGAAGAACCGUCUCUGAGCGAGGAUGAGCUACGACAGGAAAUGGAGGAUAUACAGCUCGAUGAUAAUAAGGCGCAAGCAUUGAAGGUUGAAGAACAUGCUUGGCAGGAGUUCGUUUCGCUGCACCAUCCGAAUGAGAUGCUCACGAUGCCGAUUCGCGUCGUCGGAGCCGAGAAUCUCGAUCCGGAAUUUCCCGUCGAGUUUCUGGAAGCUAUGGAAGGUGUCGACGAUGCGGAUGAUGACGAUUCGCCGGCGGUUCUGCGUCCAAUUCUGUCACCGAUUCCGCCGAAUCGCGAUCAGCGCACUCUGGCGGACAAGCUGAACAAUGAGGCGGAGAGCUUCGACAUCGGGGAGGUGUUGUACUUCUCGCAAGUCGAGCUUCACGAUGUUCGGAUUCUCGAGAUGAAUGGAUUCGAUCAAUUGCUGUUGCUGGCUGAAGAGGAGAUGGCAAGGAAGGCAGAUCGCAAUAAGCCGCUUUGCGAGAUUCAGUCGACAAUGGAAGAUGGAGGCGGUCUGGCACGCGCUGCAUAUGAGUUUCGUGUUCGGCAACAGCACGAUCCGGUUCAUGUGCCGCCGGCGGAUCGUCGACGGACUAGAGAGAUCGUUGAGAUCUUGAAUCAAGGCUAUGCGGAUUGGGCGAAACAGCCCGACUAUGUUGUGCUGAAGCCGAGAAAACGCAUCGAACAAUAUGUGAAUGCGGCGCCGAUUAUGGAUAGCGACAAGGAUCAGGUGGAGCUAGGAUUACAUAGAUUGCUCAACAAGAAGCUAAGCUAUGUUGUUGGGAAACUGUGGUCGCAGGCGAUCUACUUGACGAUUGAGACAAUUCAUUUCUGGCGUGGAUGCAUGCUUCGAGCGCUGUGUCGUGUCGCCAACGAUGAAUACGAAUUCGAGCUACCAUUCAAGAAGAUCUACACGCCGGAGGAAGUUAAAGAGCAGCUUCGACCGCAUCCGAUUCAUAUGGUCUUGCUUCUAUACAUGGCUGAGUUGGACGAUGAUUACCCGAUCGAGUAUGUCUACAGUCCGAAGUUGAUGGUCAAGGAGGAUCUUGAUGCUGGAAGGAAGGCUCGCGAAGAUGAGCGUCGAAAGGAGAUGAUGGAAAGAUUGCGGAAUCAAAAUCCAGAUCGGGUUUAUGAUAGUGAUGAAGAGACGGAUGUGUCGGAUGACGAAGGCGUCAUGGAGAAUCGGGAGGAGCAAGCCGAAAAGUGUGGCCGACUCGAGUAUUACAAGAAUCUUCGCGAAGACGGGCCGACGGAAGUUGUCGAUGAGGCCGGCAAUAUGAAGUACAAGUAUAUUGUGAGGCGAUGCGUCAAGAAUUAUAUGAAUGAGGAGGGCGUCGUAGUCAGAUGUGAGAAUACGGCGCUGACGCACGCCGAGUUUUGCCCGACACAUAUAAUGGAUAAUCGCGAUCAGAAAUUUUUCGCGUAUUGUCUUUUUAAUGAUUGUGGGAAUCCGGUGAACAUGAUCGAUGAUAUUGUUUGGAAGGGCAAAUGCAAACUGCAUCGCGAGAUCGUUAUGGAGAUCAGUGAUAGUGACGUGGAGACGUCUUCUGAUGAAUCGGACAUUGAGGUGUUCGAAGACCCGGAUGACAUGGAGUUAUCCUAUGAUGAGAGCGAGGAGCUCACGCUUCAUGAGAGGAACAGUGAGCCCGAUUUGGAAUAUAGCAUCGUUCGGCCACCGAUUGUGCCGAACCCGCAGGUGUUCACCCAUUUGCCGCCGCUGGAGGUCCCGCGACCGACGAACAUCACCGAGCCGCCGAUCAUGAAUCAGAUGAUCAGCGAUAUACUUGAUCGCGGCGAGUUCACCAUCAUAGUCAAUGAGGACGAUUUGCGGCGGAACCAUGAGAUCCCGCUGUCGUUCGUCAACAUCCUUGUCGAUGUCGCUGAUUAUAGACCGCCAGCUCCACUAGCGAGGCAAACAAUCAGAUCGACACCUGAAGACGUGGAGCCGGACGUCGAGGAGAACGCGUUGACGGAGUAUGAAGACACCGAUGGAGAGAUUUCUGACGAUGAACUGUUCGCGCAGCUCAUCAGACAAUUGGAGCGAGAAGAAGCAGGCGAUGAGGUUUUCGAUGAAUCGUUCUUCGAUCAGCCGGGACCAUCAGAAUAG
Molecule: messenger RNA, 2775 nt
Organism: Caenorhabditis bovis
Lineage: Eukaryota; Metazoa; Nematoda; Chromadorea; Rhabditida; Rhabditidae
Source: the annotation of a GenBank genome assembly